This is a messenger RNA of Fonticula alba, 2414 nucleotides long. RefSeq lists its product as hypothetical. Lineage: Eukaryota; Rotosphaerida; Fonticulaceae. The transcript has a single exon. The coding region runs from base 124 to 2169 and encodes 681 amino acids. The record is from RefSeq and is a predicted model, not a curated record.
ACGAUUGAACCUUCGUCCUCCCUGUUUGCUUUUUUUUUCUCCCCUCCCCCCCCCUUUCGCGAUUGUUGCCGCAGCGACACACGCACACGCGCCCGUCCGCCCACCCGCCCGUCCCUCCACACCAUGAUCGAGCCCUCCCGGCGCCGCGACCCUGGCGAACAUGCGCGCACCCAUCCCGGCCGCACGCGCUGGAUGACCGGCUUCAUGCUGAGCACCAUCCUGCUGGCGGUCAUUUGGUCGAAGCUGGAGCUGAGCGCCGACAAGGUGCUGCAGUAUGCGCUGCUGCCGGCGCGCAUGGGCCAGAUGGCCUGCGGGCAUGUGGCCAAGACGGUGUGCUCGGCGCACUACGUGUCCGGCCGGUCGCUGGAGGACAUCGAUGCCCGGGGGGAUGUCAUCUCCCUGGCCCGGGGGAUCUGCCGGGUGGAGCUCUUCGAGGCGGGGCCGCAGGCGCCGGGGCCCGGGGUCCGGGCCACCGGGGCCGGCGGGCUCUUCGAAGCGGAGGCCUACUUCCAGGGCAAGCAUGGGUGCUUCCUGGCGCCGGCCUCCGGGGCCCUGUCCGGGCGGCUGUUCCCGGCCGGGGCGCCGAUCUCGCGGCACCCGGCGCCGGGGGCCCUGGCGGCGGCCGGGUCCGGCCCGGACGCCUGGGCCUUUGCCAAUGACCCGGCGGUGGCCUGGCCGCAUGGCGACGCCGGGGUGUCGGCGGCCGAUGCGGCGGCCUAUGCCCCGGUGCAGGCGCGCCUGCGGCGGGAGUUCGCGGAGCUGGCGGCGGCCGACGCCCGGGCGGCGGCCCUGGCCGGCGGCGCGUCCUCGGCCGAGGCCGACGCGGCGGCCGACGCGGCGGCUGCCAGUGCCACGCCCGGCACCCGGGCCAUGGUGGUGGUGCAUCGCGGCCGGCUGGUGGCCGAGGCGUAUGCCCCGGGGCUGGGCCCGAUGACCCCGCUCGGGGGCUGGUCCAUGGCCAAGAGCCUGACCAAUGCCGUGGCCGGGACCCUGGCCUUUGAGGGGGGCUGCGUGCGGCUGGAUGCGCCGGUUCGGCCGUCGGUGCCGGAGUGGUGGCCGGCGGCCCCGCCGUCGGCCGGGCACUCGGUGUACUGCCCGGGCGCGGAGCUGGGCGAGAGCCUGCUGCCGGCCGCGGCGCCGGAGCACCCCCCGGAGGCGGAGGCGCAGGCGGAGGCGGCCACGGCCACGGCGGCACACCGGCACGCGGCCGUGGCCCGGCGCUUUGCCAUGUCCCCGGCCCCGGCGGCCGGCCGGUGGGCGGCCGACCCCCUGGGGCAGAUGUCCCUGUGGCAUUUGCUGUCCCAGUCGUCGGGGCUGUCCUUCGACGAGUCGUACGGGCUGCUGAAUGACCCGGCGCGCAUGCUCUUCCUGGAGCCCUCUUCGGCCGGGUAUGCCGCGGCCCUGGAGCACGGGGGCCCCGGGACGCCGGCCGUGCCGCCGGGCAGCCGGUUCCUCUACACCUCCGGCAAUACGAACCUCGCGGAGCGGGUGGUGCAGACCCGGUGCUUUGGGCGCCUGGUCGGGGAGGCCGGGGCCGCAUGCGACCCGGUGCCCGGGAGCCAGGCCCCGGCCGAGGCGGCGGCCAGUGCCCUGGCCGGGGGGUCCCUGCGGCCGGCCGGCUGGCAGGUGGACUACGAGGCGUACUGGGGCCAUGUGCACCGGAGCCUCUUCCAGCCGCUGGGCAUGUCGACGGCGGUUUUCGAGCGCGAUGCGGCCGGCCUGCAGGUGGGGUCCUCCUUUGCCAUGAUGAGUGGCCGGGAUUGGGCCCGCCUGGCGUACCUGUUCCUGCGCGGCGGCGAGUGGGUGACGGCCGACGGCCGGCCCGGGGCGCGGAUUGUGCCGCGCGAGUGGGUCGACGCGUCGACCCGGCCGACCCCGGUGUCCGGCGGCGGGCACGGCCUCCACUGGUGGACCUCGGCCACGGCCGACGGCGACACCGGCGGCGACGUGGCCUGGCACAAGGACCUGCCGAAGGAUCUCUUCUACAUGGGCGGCUUCGAGGGGCAGCUGUCCAUGGUGGACCGGGCGUCGGAUUUGGUCAUCAUUCGCCUGGGCAAGACCAAGGGCGGCUUCCGCACCCCGAAGGGCACCAGCCUGGUGAAGGAUGUCCGUGAGAUGGCUGCCGCCGCCGCCGCUGUGGUGGCUGCCGUUGCCGAUGUCGUGGUGUGAGGCGGGCGCCCCUGCCCGGCCGGUGUGCUUUUCAUUCGUGCGAUGGCCCCCGCCCUUCUUCCCGUGUACAAAAUGGGGGGGGGGGGGCGUCCCUGUUGCGCCGUGUUCCCCUCGGCUCCUGCGGGCGGGGGGGGGAGGCGGGGCGCGGUUCCCGGGGAGGCGCCCGUUCCGCUGGCAGCCACAAGAAUGUGGCCCCGCGUGACCGCGCUCCCAAAUAGAUCACGCGCAUGCGCCAUUUCGUCCCC